This is a messenger RNA of Clonostachys rhizophaga, 1374 nucleotides long. Lineage: Eukaryota; Fungi; Ascomycota; Sordariomycetes; Hypocreales; Bionectriaceae. The record is from the annotation of a GenBank genome assembly.
AUGGCGUCAUCAGCACCAGCGACCACUGAUGGAACGACAGACGAGCCCCAGAACGAGGGCUCCAAGUUGAAGACGUUCCUGGGGAUCCUGCGAAGGUUCAUUGGCGUCUCCGAUCUCGCUUCCGUGCGGUUUUCCCUACCGUCCCAACUCCUCGAACCGACACCUAACCUCGAGUACUGGAACUAUCUCGAUGCUCCCAACGCCUUUGUCGCUAUUGGCGAAUCCGACGAAGCCCUCGACCGCAUGCUCGAGGUCGUGCGAUUCUGGCUGACCAAAGAUCUCAAAUACAUCAAGGGCAAGCCUUGCAAGCCAUACAACUCUGUUCUGGGCGAGUUCUUCAGAUGUAACUGGGAAACAGAGGACAAUGCGCCCUUAAUCAGGACCAGCCAACUGGAUGAGGCCUUGGAAAACGGUCUCUCGAGUCUCAAAGUCCCUUCAAAGGAUUCCAAGAACGCAUCUUCCGUCUCGCUCUCUAUCCCCCAGCACAAUACGUCAGGCACACCGGACAGGAAGGCCGUCAAGGUUUCGUACCUGACCGAGCAGACCUCUCACCACCCUCCCGUCAGCGCAUUCCAUGUCACCUGCCCGGAAAAGGGUAUCUCGGCCCGUGGCUUCGACCAAAUCACAGCCAAGUUCACCGGUACAUCCGUCAAGGUUCUACCCGGAGAGCACAACAUGGGCAUCUUUAUCACGCUGGAUAGGCGCGAUGGCGAGGAGUACCAGCUCACACACCCUGCGGCACAUCUGGGCGGUAUUCUGAGGGGCGCAUUGAGCAUUUCCGUCAGCGAAAUGGCAUACAUCACAUGUCCCAAGACUAAAAUCAAGGCUAUCUUACAUUACGUUGAGGAAGGCUGGCUGGGUCGCACCACCAAUAAGAUUGAUGGUGUCAUCUUCAAGUACGAUCCUGAGAAUGAUACCAUCAACAGGGUUCAGGAUGUCCCUGAGGCAGACGUUCUUGCACGCCUGAGCGGACCUUGGAAGGAGAAGGUCAUGUUUUCUCUUGGCCCCAAGACAUUCAAAUCCGUGCCUCCUGAGGAGCAACAUAUUCUUAUUGACGUCGGUCCUCUCACCGUCGCUCCCAAAGUACUCCCGCCAAAUGAGCAACAAGCGGAGAAUGAGUCCUUGCGCCUCUGGUCCGGCGUCACCAACGCCAUCCACUCCAAGCAGUUCUCCAAGGCCACCAGUAUCAAGGUAGAACUUGAGGAGGCCCAGCGCGUGAAGGCCCGCGAGCGUGAGGCUACCAACACACCUUUUAAGCCUGUUUUCUUUGAACACAUUGUGGGUAACGGCGGCAAGCCAGCGCUCACAGAAAAGGGUAAGCAGGUUCUUGACCGUGCUCAACAAGAUGAGUGGGAUUUGAAGGACAUCAUCUAA